This is a messenger RNA of Striga hermonthica, 894 nucleotides long. The record is from the annotation of a GenBank genome assembly. NCBI's taxonomy places the organism in Eukaryota, Viridiplantae, Streptophyta, Magnoliopsida, Lamiales, Orobanchaceae.
AUGGAGUGCAGUAAUUUCAUGAAAGGUGUUGGGACAAAGCUGGCUAGCCACGGUUUUGCUGUUUUCGGCAUUGAUUACGAAGGCCACGGACGGUCCAUGGGCGCUCGUUGUUACAUCAAGAGAUUUGACAACAUUGUCCAGGACUGUAGUUCACAUUUCAAGUCCAUUUGUGCACAGGAAGAGUACAAGGGAAAGAGAAGGUUCUUAUAUGGGGAGUCAAUGGGUGGAGCAGUGGCUCUGUUAACACACAAGAAAGACCCUACUUUCUGGCAUGGCGCUCUUUUAGUCGCCCCCAUGUGUAAGAUCAACGAGAAGGUGAAGCCACACCCUAUAGUUAUUAGCGUUCUAACAACUGUGGAAGAUGUGAUCCCAAAAUGGAAGAUAGUUCCUGCAAAAGAUGUCAUUGAUUCGGCUUUCAAGGACCCUAUUAAACGUGAAGAGGUUCGUGGCAACAAAUUGAUAUAUCAGCAGAAGCCCAGAUUGAAAACCGCGCUAGAGAUGCUCAGAACUAGCAUGAAACUUGAGGAGAGUUUGAAUGAGAUUACUCUGCCAUUCUUCGUGCUGCACGGUGAGGCGGAUAUAGUGACGGACCCAGAAGUUAGCCGGGCCCUCUACAAACGAGCCGGCAGCUCGGACAAGAAAAUCAAAUUGUAUCCCGGGAUGUGGCACGCCCUGACAGCUGGUGAGCCGGACGAGAACAUCGAUGCCGUUUUUCGGGACAUCAUAGAGUGGCUUGACGAACGAGCCGGAGAUGGUGGGCCCCACGCCGUGAAUCUGGCUGGCCAGGUGAGCCCUCCGGUGGAUGAUCCGAUGGUGAAGACAAUGAAACCUGUUAAGAGACCUUUGAACGUGAGGUUAUGUGGCUUGAGGAAUGGUCGUAGAACAGCUACAUAA